Coregonus clupeaformis (lake whitefish) is the source of this 1048-nucleotide messenger RNA. RefSeq names its product phenylethanolamine N-methyltransferase. The transcript has 3 exons. Gene Ontology annotation, molecular function: phenylethanolamine N-methyltransferase activity. The record is from RefSeq and is a predicted model, not a curated record. NCBI's taxonomy places the organism in Eukaryota, Metazoa, Chordata, Actinopteri, Salmoniformes, Salmonidae. Gene Ontology annotation, cellular component: cytosol. The coding region runs from base 173 to 1033 and encodes 286 amino acids.
CGCACACACUGAACACACACGCACAACACAACACACACACAGGUAUUAAUACUGGGGGAGACAGAGACCGUUUUCCACUCACCUGCUGACCCACUGAUAGAAAGGCAGAAAAGGGAGAACUGAAAAGGAGUGGAAACAGUGGGAAAGAGGGGUUCUGAUAGAGAAAAAAGGCAUGGACAGGGAGGUGAAAAAGUUAAAAGAAGAGAUUGAGAGAGAGAGAGAGAAGGGUGUGGCGGCUAUGGUAGCUUGUUACCAAGGCUUUGACCCGGCAGCCUAUCUACAGUAUAACUACAUGCCACCGCGGGCGGACUUUGACCGGCAAGACAGCAUCGUACCCUGGAAACUAGGAUGUCUGCACAGAGCUUUUACCGAGGGUGACGUGGGAGGUGAGGUGUUGGUGGAUGUGGGCUCAGGGCCCACUCUAUACCAGGUGUUGAGCGCUUGCGAGGUGUUCGACACGGUGUUCCUCACAGACUUCCUGGAGGUGAACAGGCAGGAGCUGAGGCGUUGGCUGCAGGGCGAGGGCAAGGGCUACAGCAGCCUGGACUGGACGCCCUACCUGCAGCAUGUCUGCAAGCUGGAAGGCCGAAGCCCUUCAGCAUGGACCGAGAAAGCUGCACGCCUGCGUUCGGUUGUCUCCGACAUUCUCCCCAUCGACGUGCACCUCCCCCGCCCCCUCCCCCUUGACUCCCAGCUCCCCACAGCCGGCGCCGACUGCCUGGUGUCCUGCUUCUGCCUAGAAAGCGUCAGCCCCGACCUUGCCUCCUUCACCCGGGCCCUGGGUCACAUCAGGGGCCUCCUCCGGCCCGGGGGCCACCUGCUCCUGAUUGGGGCCCUGGGUGAGAGCUACUACAUGGGGGGGCCAGGUGUGCGCAUCCCUGUGGUGCCCCUGGAUGAGGCCCAGGUGUGUGCCAGCGUGAGGGCCAGUGGGUACACGUUGGUGAGGCUGGAGGUGUACACGCUGCCCCAGGGCAUGAAGGUGGGGGUGGACGACGUGACGGGCGUGUUCUUUGUGAAGGCCAGGAAGCCAUAGAGGAGAAGGAGGAGG